AUGUCGGACAGCGCAACCUCCUUGGCCAGCACGACGGCAACAGCUGCACCAACAGUUCUUGUAGAGGACUUGAAUUUCGGCGUCACGGACUAUUCCAUAUUCGUAAUCAUGCUAAGUAUCUCGGCAGCCAUUGGCGUCUAUUUUGGAUUCUACUCCAAGUCGAAGAACACCACCGACGAAUACCUGCGCGGGGGCAAGAAGAUGCAGGCGCUGCCCAUUGCCAUAUCCUUGGUCUCCAGUCAACUAUCUGGAGUUGCGAUCAUGUCAGUUCCAACCGAGAACUACACAUAUGGCUUCAACUUUAUAUUCAGUGUGCUGGCCAUGUUGCCAACUAUCCCAAUCCUUAUAUACAUUAUUGUGCCGGUGUUCUACGACAACAAUGUCGUCAAUUGCUAUGAGUACUUGGAGAUGCGUUUCAAUAAGGGAACUCGUCGAUUCGUCACUCUCACAUUCAUUAUGAACCAAUUCCUGAUGCUGCCCGUCUAUAUGUUCAUACCCUCGCUUGCAUUCUCUCAAGUGACCGGUGUAAAUAUUCACCUGAUCAAUAUAAUUGUCUCCUCGGUGUGUGUUUUCUACACCAUGUUGGGAGGCGUUAAGGCGGUCGUCUGGACGGAUGUUGUCCAGGCUGCUGUAAUGCUUAUCUCGGUGAUCAUGGUGGCUGUCUUGGGUAUAACGGAAACAGGAGGCUUGGCCACUGUGCUGGACCACGCUACACAGGGGGGACGUAUGAACUUUGACUUCAGACUGGAUCCCAGGAUUCGGUCUACUAUCUGGAAUUGCUUUAGUAGCGGGUUGUUACUAUGGACGGGUAAAAUUGGAGUCGAUCAGAGUUGUGUUCAGCGUAUUGUCUCGUUACCCUCGUUUAAGGAAGCAAAAAAAUCUCUAGUUGUGGCGGGAUUAGGUUUCAUGAAUAUCAUGACCCUCACCUAUUUUACCGGCAUCAUUAUGUUUGCUCGCUACUUCGGCUGUGAUCCCAUGCUCGCCGGCUUGGUCAGCAAGCCAGACAAAAUGAUGCCCUUCUUCAUUCAGGACAUAAUGGGUAAGCUGCCCGGCAUGCCCGGACUGUUCAUCUCGUGCGUAUUCAGCGCUUCUCUGAGCUCCCUUUCGGCCAAUCUCAACUCGCUCGCUGGCGUCGUCUACUUCGACUACAUCAAGCCGCACAUACGGCAUACRGAAGCGCGGGCCAAUGGAUGCAUGAAGCUGGUCGUGGUUGCCAUGGGCGUCUACUGCAUUUUGGGAGGCAUCAUUGUGCAGCACUUCAACUCCAUYCUGCAGACCAUGUGGACCGUAACGGGCAUCAAUACGGGCGCCGUUGUGGGCGUCUUCCUGCUGGGCAUGUUUGUGCCCCGUGUCAAUGGGAAGGUGGCAAUGACCAGCAUCAUAUUCAGUGUGCUGACCAUGCUCUGGCUCAUCAUCAAUGCAAUGAUGAACAUCAAGGCGGGACUCAUUAAGUACGAGGUGCUCCCAAACAGCUUGGAUCAGUGCGAGGCKCGAGGCUUCCAUGCAAUUCUUGCAGCCAUAAAUCACACAACAACUACACCAGCAACAGCAACAGCAAUACCAUUGCCUGUGAAUGUGACAACAGCCUUUGACAGCAAUCGGGAGUUUUCAAUCUUCGAUAUAUCUUUCUAUUGGUACAAAAUGAUAGGCGCAAUCCUGAUMUUCGUGUGUGCCGUGCCCUUAAGCUAUAUCUGGCGUCCGGAUAAGARCGAKAAGCUGAAUCCCAAACUMUAUUCGCCRUUUGUACGCAAUAUGUUGAAUGUGUCUGAAGCGGAAGUGGAGCUGGAGGAGGUUCCAUUGAAAGAAUCCCCAACCAAAGGGCCACAUGAAAACGCAGAAUUGUUAUUUACGAACUAA
Molecule: messenger RNA, 1857 nt
Organism: Drosophila arizonae
Lineage: Eukaryota; Metazoa; Arthropoda; Insecta; Diptera; Drosophilidae
Product: sodium-coupled monocarboxylate transporter 2-like
Biological process (GO): transmembrane transport; sodium ion transport
Cellular component (GO): membrane
Molecular function (GO): symporter activity
Source: RefSeq, a predicted model, not a curated record